Messenger RNA from Gossypium arboreum, 1794 nucleotides. RefSeq lists its product as uncharacterized. The record is from RefSeq and is a predicted model, not a curated record. The coding region runs from base 1 to 1794 and encodes 597 amino acids. The transcript has 4 exons. NCBI's taxonomy places the organism in Eukaryota, Viridiplantae, Streptophyta, Magnoliopsida, Malvales, Malvaceae.
AUGACGUAUAGAGAGCUUUAUGAGAAUCUAUUCAAUGCGCAUGUGGUGUCCCUAUUUUACCUAAAACCCAUGCAACCUCCAUUCCCUAAGUGGUAUGACGUAAACGCUCAAUGCGAAUACCAUACAGGAAUCCCGGGACACACGAUUGAGAACUGCACUGCUUUCAAAAAAAUAGUUGAAAGGUUCAUAAAGAUGGGCAUUGUAAAGUUCGAUGAUCCCACAGGACCUAAUGUGGCAGGGAAUCCGCUGCCCAGUCAUUCGGACAAAGUGGUAAACGGGAUAGAUGAAAAUGAAGGGAAGAGAACCAAGAUGGAGAUAUCAGAGGUAAAAACCCCACUGAGUUGGGUUUGGAAACAAGUGGUCAAUAGAGGUUUAAUCAAGAAAGAUUCAGAUGAGAAGCCCAAAAGGGCAAGAAAAUACUACGAGUUCCAUACCGAGGAGGGUCAUAAUAUCCAAGAGUGCACUGAGUUCAGAUCCAUAGUGCAAGGUCUGAUGGAUAAUAAAGAAAUAGAAUUUUACGAAGAAGUCCAAGGAUCAGAAGAAGUAGAGGUUUGCACCUCAGAGAAAGGAUCAACAGAAAGGGUUCAAAAAGUUAAUCACCCUGUAGUGAUCAUCUCGCGACCAAGGAAAAAUGAAGCAGGAAUACAAAUGGCACCGAGAGUCAUAAUCCAGAAACUUGUAUCCUUUCCUUACAAGGAUAAGAAAGGGUUCCUUGGAAUUAUGACUGCAACUGGAAGGCGUUAUACCCCAAACACAAAGGUAAAACCAGUUAAAGGUAAAUCUGUGGUUAUUGAACAAAGAAAGGAGAAGAUAACCAUACCUGAAUCACCUGUCAAAGAGCCUAUAACUGAAAAAGAGACUAAGGAAUUCUUAAAAUUCCCGAAGCACAGCGAGUACAGCGUUGUGGAACAAUUGCACAAACAGCCAGCUAGCAUAUCGGUACUAGCCUUGCUCUUGAGCUCAGAGACUCACUGCAGUGCAUUGAUGAAAGUUAUAAAUGAAAAAUAUGUUGCAGAUGAUAUCUCUGUCAACAAGCUCGAUCGUCUGGUCAAUAACAUCGGCGCUGAUAAUUUUAUUUUCUUUAAUAAUGAUGAAAUACCACUGGGAGGUAUGGGAUCUAUAAAGGCCCUGCACAUCACCACUCGCUGCAAGGGAUACACGUUGCCAAGGACAUGUCAAAACAUAGUGAGAGCAUUCGACGGCACUGAAAGAAAAGUGAUGGGAAGGAUCGAGAUACUUCUCUUGAUUGGCCCAAACACAUAUGAUGUGGACUUCUUGGUAAUAGACAUCAAGCCAUCGUACAACUGCCUAUUGGGGAGGCCGUGGAUUCACUCUGCUGGAGCAGUGCCGUCAUCACUACACCAAAAAUUAAAAUUGGUAAUUGAGGGUAGACUGGUAACGAUAAAUGUGGAAGAAAACAUCAUUGCAUCCGUUACCAGCGACACACCGUACAUAGGUACGGACGAUAAAGCGAUAGAAUGUUCCUUUCGAUCGCUAGAAUUCGUCAAUGCUACAUUUAUUGUCGAAGGGAACAAGAUCCCAAUACCCAAAAUAUCCAAAACUACGAAGAUGGGCCUGCAAUUAACAGUCGAAAAAGGAGCCUUGCUAGGGAGAGGACUUGGAAGGUGCCUCCAAGGAAGGAUUGAAGUACCGAUGCUAAAGGAAAAACGAGACUGCUUUGACUUAGGAUUUAAGCUAGAUGCAAAGCAAAAGAAGAAGGAGCUGGAAAAAAAGUCUUCAAAUAUCAAUGAUAUGAGCAAUGCUGCUACUGACUCAGAGACUCCUUUCGAAUAA